AUGGCGUUACUCUCACCCAAAAUUUUCAUUGCGUUGGGCAUCUUCACCCUCAUCUGGGUGGUCUGGUGCCUGGCCACGUUGAUUGCCAACGUGUCUCGGGCUCGAGCGACGGGCCUCCAGUAUGUGAUUGUCCCUUGUUCCAUGCUCGGCGCUCCCUGGCUGUUGACCCAGCCGCUGCUCCUCCCUAUUUUACAAGCCCUGCCGGAAUUGUGGACGGAGAAAUGGCUUCCACUACUUCUGUUUAACGACGGAUGGCACAAUGGCUAUGAACCCUUCGAGCGGGUCGGAGCAGACACAUUUCUGGCUGUCUCGCCCGGUGAUAUUAUCUUCUAUACCUGCGACGCCGCGGUAUCUUCGCAGCUAUUCCACAAUGGUCGGCUGGGAAAACCAGCCCAUUUAAUGAGCCUUUUGAAUAUAUUUGGCCCGACCAUGACAGGUACCGAUGGACCAGAGGCGCGGUUAUACCGUCGCACCGCGGCCCCCUUUUUCACCGAGGCCACAAUGCGGGACGUGUUUAUCGGUGCUGUCCAGGGAGGUGCCGAAUUAUCGCGGGCGUUGAGACAGCGCGCGGCCCAUCGUCAGCUACGAGACCUCUCCGCCAAGCUUUCACUUCAUCUACUGAGUCGUUUUUGUAAUCAGACGGAGACCCAAGAAGACCUGGUAAACGCAUUGCAAUUCAAGGACAAGCCGCAAGGCACCCACCGUAUGACCUACAGUGAAGCUGUGUGCACUUUGCUGGAGAACUUUACGACUGUGUUUCUUUGCCCGCACGCGCUUCUUCGGAUUUCGCCUUUCUCCACCCAUCGUCAAGCGGCUACAGCAUUUACAGAAAUGCGUCGCUACAUGGAGGAGAUGAAGGAACGUAAGGUGGCAGAGCUUGAGCAAAAGCCUCCUGCCCCAUCAAAAAACGCUUCAAGUAUCCUAGAGCUCUUCGUUCAAGCUGGGCUCCCAGCGGCGGACGGAAGUCCGGCUGUUCUUAGACCGGAUCAGGUAAUGGGAAAUAUUUGGACGUUUGUGUUCGCUGGCCACGAAGCAAAUGCCAAUACCCUCACUUUCAUCAUGUUGCUCCUUGCCUGCCACCCCGUCACCCAGCGCGCCAUGCAAGCCGACCUCGAUCGAAUUCUCCAGGACACACCGCCAGAUCAGUGGACAUAUGACGCACAUUUCAACCCAUUGAUGAACAGUCUCGUAGGCGCUGUGAUCAGUGAAGCCUUGCGUCUUUUCACCGUCUUGCCGGUGAUUCCAAAAUACGUGCCCCCGACAGGACCUCCUGUCUCUAUCAUCAUCGAUAACCAGGCCCAUCCCUUGCCACAAGGCAUGGUCGCUUUCGUGAACACCAGUGCCACUCAUCGCCAUCCACAAUAUUGGCCACGCCGGGAAUCGAGUACACACCUGACAGCUUCUGACAAUCGCAAGAAGCGGCCAUUCGCAGUGUCUGACUUCGAUCCCGAACGGUGGAUUCAAACGACAGACGGUGGAAAAUAUGAAUUUUUGAGCCCAAUCCCCGGUAGUUUUAUACCAUUCGCAGAGGGCAGCCGAGCAUGCCUGGGGUAUCGUUUUGCGCUGGUGGAAUUGUGUGCCUCUGUAGCCAUCGUGUUCAAGUCAUCGUCGGUGAGGCUGCUCACCAAAGAUGAAGAAGCCGAUGGUAGCAGUUUUGGAGGUGCUUCAGAUACCUGGGAGGCAGCCAGAGAUCGGGCCGAGUUAGCUCUUUCCGAGGGUGUUAAGUUUGAUAUGAGUUUGCGGGUCGUUCACGGUUUGCCUGUUCGAUUUGAGGCGCGUAAAUGA
Aspergillus pseudonomiae is the source of this 1785-nucleotide messenger RNA. RefSeq names its product cytochrome P450. NCBI's taxonomy places the organism in Eukaryota, Fungi, Ascomycota, Eurotiomycetes, Eurotiales, Aspergillaceae. The transcript is spliced from 3 exons. Bases 1 to 1785 code for a protein of 594 amino acids. The record is from RefSeq and is a predicted model, not a curated record. Gene Ontology annotation, molecular function: monooxygenase activity; heme binding; iron ion binding.